Messenger RNA from Polyodon spathula (Mississippi paddlefish), 1502 nucleotides. RefSeq lists its product as uncharacterized. Gene Ontology annotation, biological process: iron-sulfur cluster assembly. Gene Ontology annotation, molecular function: iron-sulfur cluster binding; iron ion binding. The transcript has 8 exons. Gene Ontology annotation, cellular component: mitochondrion. The record is from RefSeq and is a predicted model, not a curated record. The coding region runs from base 38 to 844 and encodes 268 amino acids. NCBI's taxonomy places the organism in Eukaryota, Metazoa, Chordata, Actinopteri, Acipenseriformes, Polyodontidae.
CUAACAUUAACAUUGGGUCCUUCUACUCAAAACAAAGAUGGCGGCCUCGAGAAGAUGGGCGUUGUUGCGGCAGAUUGCUUUAAGGUUACGGGCAGAAUUGCACACCGGAUUACAAUCCAAAGAGAAACUGCAGUGCUUUUCAUUGUGUGCUAAAAGAAGCAUUGCACAUCCGACACUGUUAAACCUACCAAGAGUAAAUCAGCUUUCAGUCCGACACAUGUUUAUUCAGACCCAAGACACACCAAAUCCAAGCAGUGUCAAGUUUCUCCCUGGUAGACUGGUUCUGGAGAAAGGAACACUUGACUUUCCAAAUGCAAGUACAGCAGAAUGCUCUGCGUUAGCCAGGGAUCUUUUUAAAGUAGAAGGAGUUAAAAGUGUGUUCUAUGGACCAGACUUCAUCACAGUGACAAAGACAGAUGAUGAGGUAGCCUGGAAUGAUAUCAAACCCAAGAUAUUUGCUGUCAUCACUGAGUUUUUUGCAAGUGGAAAUCCCAUAACUACAGGGGAGCCACAAACUGAAAGUCACCAUUCUGGAGGUGAUGAAGAGGAUGAUGAAAUAGUUGCAAUGAUUAAGGAACUACUGGACACAAGAAUUAGGCCAACAGUCCAAGAAGAUGGUGGGGAUGUGAUUUUUAAAGGGUUUGAAGAUGGGGUUGUAAAGCUGAAGCUGGUUGGUUCCUGCACUGGGUGUCCAAGUUCCACGGUUACUCUGAAAAACGGAAUCCAGAAUAUGCUGCAGUUCUAUAUUCCAGAAGUAGAUGAGGUUGAGCAGGUGCAAGAUGAGGUGGAUGAAAUUAACUUGGAAGUGUAUUUAGAUCUUGAAAAAAAACUAAAGGACCAGUAGAAAUAUAUUUCAUCCAGGAGCAGUACAUCUAUCUCCCUUUUACUUGGUGAAAAUAUAGAUACUGAUUAUAAUGUGUGGCCUUUAUUGUAUUAAAGAACGGGUGUAACAUAUCGAUAGCGUUUGUAAUAGUAUCUGUUGCUAUUUUUCUGUCACCGGACCUCGGUUUUAAUGUAUUUCACCCUACUGAAAAAGCAUUUGUAAUGGUUCUCAACUUGCCCUUCUUGACUCAAACAAAUAUAAGUUUUACAGCAGCAUUUCAACAAGUCAGAGCCUUUUGAAGAAAUAUGUGGCCUGAUAUCAGAGAUGUAUUUUGUAUUUAGAGGGGUCAAAAUAUAAUUGAACAUAUUAUGCAUACAAAUGGUUAAGAUAUGUUUAUUCAUACCAAACAUUUAUAUUGUCUGUAAUAGUCUGUCUACUUAACUAAUGAUUCAUUUGACCAACCUACACCCAGCCCGGAUAAGCCACAGCUGGAUUUCUUUUCAGCAUUAUCCCAGCAGGAUGUAGGUUGAUCAGAUUAAACUCUUAGUUUGUUAAGUUUUACCCAAUUAAAUGUAUGCCAAUUUAACUGUGUGUAUUUUUAAAAUAUGUUGAUAUGUUUUGCUUCUACAAAGUAUGUGACAUUGAUUUACAUAAGCAAUGUGUGCAAUAUAUAUAUAUA